Ascochyta rabiei is the source of this 1242-nucleotide messenger RNA. RefSeq names its product tRNA(Ala)(adenine(37)) deaminase. The transcript is spliced from 3 exons. The record is from RefSeq and is a predicted model, not a curated record. The coding region runs from base 1 to 1242 and encodes 413 amino acids. Gene Ontology annotation, biological process: tRNA wobble adenosine to inosine editing. Gene Ontology annotation, molecular function: tRNA-specific adenosine-37 deaminase activity; RNA binding. NCBI's taxonomy places the organism in Eukaryota, Fungi, Ascomycota, Dothideomycetes, Pleosporales, Didymellaceae.
AUGACACCGCACCCAGAUGCCAUUGCCGACUGCGUGCUGUCGGCCUUUGCCCAGCUGCCAGAGAAGCGCAAGCCACGGCCGCGCAGCGAUGGCUCGCGCGAGUGGGUGCCGAUGAGCGGCAUUGUCUUAGCCAACGAUGGCAGGCUCUCAUGCGUCUCCUUGGGGACGGGCAUGAAAUGUCUGCCCCACAACAAGCUCUCUGCAGCCAACGGCAACAUCCUCCACGACUGGCAUGCUGAAGUCGUUGCCGUCCGCACAUUCAACCGCUUCUUGCUGGACGAGUGCUUACUCAUAUCGACACCCCCCUUUGCCCACUCCAGCUUCAUCCGCCAACGGUCGACUUCAGAGCGUUCUGAACAUGAGCCCCAACCAUUUACCAUCCGUGAAAAUGUGCAAAUCCACAUGUACUGCUCCGAAGCGCCCUGCGGUGACGCCAGCAUGGAGCUGACCAUGGACGCUCAAGAAGACGCAACGCCAUGGACCAGCGCGCCGCCAACCAUCUCGGCCGCCUCCGACGGCAACGGAGUACCGGCAGAGGGUGCAGGAGCACUUCGAGGCCGCUCCAACUUCUCCCUCCUCGGCGCCGUCCGCUGCAAACCCUCUCGUCCAGACGCCCCACCAACCCUCAGCAAGUCCUGCACCGACAAGCUCACCAUGAAGCAAGCAGUCUCUCUCCUCUCCUCCGUAACAUCGACUUUGUUGUCUCCCACGAAUGCAUACAUCCACUCUCUCAUCCUCCCCGAAUCGCAGUACGUGCCUGCAGCGUGCGAGCGCGCUUUCUCUCGGACAGGGCGAUUGAAGAGCCUCACGGACGAGACCAUCCAAAGCUGGAAGGGGGGCUACCGAUGGCAGCCCAUGACUGUCAGGCCCACAAAGCGAGAGUUCGUGUGGAGUCGACGGAGCGUCGCCGUGAGCGACAAGGCCGUCGCGAGCAACCUCAGCGCGGCAUGGACGCCCGCGUGGCAGGAAACGCUGAUUGGCGGCGUCCUGCAGGGGCGGAAGCAGUUGGAUCCACGGGGCGCGAGCAGCAUCUGCCGGCGCCGAGUAUGGAGUCUCGCGGUGCAGAUUGCGGGUCUCGCCGGUAGGCCGGCCGUACUCGAAGCGCUCACAAAGAGCACGUACGGCGACGUCAAGGCAAGCGCACUUCUGACCUCACGACGCACCGUCAAGAACGACACGCAAGUGCAAGCUCUCGGCGGCUGGGUGCAGAACACUGGAGAUUCCUCGUUUCCCUCAUCGUAG